Messenger RNA from Cylindrotheca closterium, 660 nucleotides. The record is from the annotation of a GenBank genome assembly. NCBI's taxonomy places the organism in Eukaryota, Bacillariophyta, Bacillariophyceae, Bacillariales, Bacillariaceae.
AUGACAAGGCUGGUCUUUAGUCGAUCAGCCACUUCGUGCACCGUCUUCCUUCAGCUUCUACUACUACUAUGCUUUCAGUCUUCUCAUGGGUUUUCCGCUCAGCCCAACACUGCCUUUCCCAUGACCGCCAGUGUGGAUGUUCUAUCGAGGAGGAGUAUUGCGCCUGGGGACAGGAUUCCUGAUGUCUGUUUGAGUUGGGGAUUCAACCCAAUCUCGGAGGUCAACAUGGUGGAAUAUACAGCCAAUGAAUCCGUGUUGAUUCUGGGUGUUACGGCUGCCUUUAUCGACAGUGCCAUCCUUGAAACUUUUUUCCAUCAUCAAGAGGAACUGAAGCAGCUUGGAAUUGACAAUAUCAUUGUCUAUUCCUGCAAUGAUAGUGCUGUAGUGGGAAUUUGGAACAAACAACUAGUCGAAGCAGCCACUGCUGCGGGAAACGCCAAUUCCCUGAUGACCUUUUUCGGGGAUCCGUCCGGUGUCUUUACCAAGGCCUGUGGUAUGGGAUUGGAGCAGACACCCGAAUUGACCAACCUGGGACUCUUUCGUAGAUGCAAACCUUUUGCGCUCUAUGUCGAUAAGGGUGUGGUCAAGGAUGUGUCGGUGGAUGAUACCAAGAUGAGUGCUCCUUUCUGGAUACAACGGAUUCGAGAACUGAAGCAAUAA